AUGCAAUGCCUUACCUCCAUAGUCAGCUAUUUCCAGUGGCGAAAAGUGACAGUUAUAUAUGAAAGAAGCAACACUUUCUCCCUGGAUUCUGAUAUCAUUUCUGUUCUGUCAGAUUCACUGAAGUCAGUUGAUUCAACUGUAGAGCAACACUUGGCUUUCCCUCCUAUAAACUCCUUGUUUGACCCUGAAGUUGCCAUUGAGCAAGAGUUCCGAAAGCUCAGUACAAGAAGAAAUCGCGUCUUUGUAGUUCUGCAAUCUUCUCUUCAACUAGCCACUUGUGUUUUCCAAAAAGCACACCAGAUGGGGAUGCUAGAGAAAGGUUUUGUUUGGAUAAUAUCAGAGGAAAUUGCUAGUUUACUCGAUUCUGUUGAUUCGUCAGUCAUUGCUUCUAUGCAAGGUGUCAUUGGAUAUAAAACCAGCUUUGUUGAUACCAGUAAGUUAUACAAAAAAUUCAAGAUUAGAUUUGAGAGAAGUUAUCUUACAAAAUAUCCUAAUGAUCAAGGAAAUCCAUAUCCUAGUCUGUUUGCUUUAAGGGCAUACGAUGCAGUACUAGCAAUUGGCAAGGCGAAAAAGGAUUCAGUAGGUAAGUUGUACUCUAACAUGAGUAACUUUGUGGGUUUGAGUGGGAAUAUAAGCUUCAGAAAUGGCAUGAUAGAUCAACUCCCAACCUUCAAAAUUAUCAAUGUGGUGGGAAAUGGGUACCGCGAUUUAGCCUUUUGGUCUGCUGAAGAUGGAUUUUCGACGAAACCCCCAACACAAAGUGGCAGAAAAAACGAUUUUGUCAAAUUAGGUCCUAUAUAUUGGCCAGGCAGCCAACAGACAGUUUCAAGAGGGUUCAGUUCUGGUGUUAUCAGUCAGAAGCCCCUGAGGAUUGGUGUACCAGCUUCUGGUGCAUUUCAUCCGUUUGUCAAUGUAAGCUUCGACGAAGUACAUAACAAGACUUUUAUGACAGGAUUUGCUGUUGAUGUGUUCAGAGCCUCUCUGAAGUACCUACCUUAUGAUCUGCCUUUUACUUUGAUUCCUUUUUAUGGCACAUAUGAUGAACUGGUGCACGAGAUCCAUCGGAAGGUAACUCUAAUUCAAAAAUAUAUUAACACAAUUAACAAAAAUAUGUUCAUAAUUUUUCUCAUCAACCGCGAGACCUUAAACACUGUCUCAUACAUAUCUUGUCAGCCAUAUAACAUCUAUACCAGUUUUCUGCAUCAGUUAUUCUUGUCAGCAAUAUUGUCCUGUUUUCGGUUAAAUUACUUACAAGUUUGUCCAUGUAAUCGCGUAUAUAAUAGAUUUGAUGCAGCAGUUGGGGACAUUAACAUACUCGAAGAAAGAUACAAGUGGGCAGACUUCUCACAGCCAUAUGCUAAGUCUGGUAUGGUUAUGGUUGUCACUGUAAAACAUGACAGCACAAAUGAGAUGUGGAUGUUUUUUGAAGAACACGUCGAUGAUCCAGAAUUCGGAGACUCAUCACUCUUCCAACAAGUUGGCACAAUUUUCUGGUUCUCCUUCAGUUUGCUAUUAUUUGCACAAAAGAAUAUUGACACUCACCGUACCAUUACUUUUGUAGAUGAAUCGCCGAGGAGCAAUUUGUCCAAGAUUGUUCUAGCACCAUGGCAAUUCCUAAUAUUGAUGCUGACUAUAUAUUUCACAGCAGCACUUACAUCUCUAAUGACAGUUUCCCAAUUACCACCAUCUGUGAAAGACGUCGAUACACUAAGAAGAGAAAAUGCAGCUGUUGGUUGCAAUUGGAAUUCAUUCCUUUGCCCUUACUUAGUUGAUGUUCUGCAUUUUAAACUUAACAACAUUAGGCCUACGCGAUCGAUUGAUGAGUAUCAUACAGCAUUCCAAAGAGGUGAAAUCAAGGCUGCUUUCUUUGUUACUUCACAUGCUCAAGUAUUUCUAGCAAAGUAUUGCAAGGACUACACUAUUGCUGGUCCAACCUACUACUUUCGGUGGUUUAAGCUUUGCAUUUCCAAAGGGCUCUUCGCUAUCUAUAGACAUGUCACAAGCAAUGUUAAAAGCGAUAGAAAGGGGAGAGAUUGAGAUGUUGGAAAGAGAGUUGUUGGCUCACUACAAGUGCAUAACCUCAUCAACAAACAACACGAACACGAGCACGAGCACGAGUGUUGGCCUUAAGCCUUUCUCAGGGCUGUUCUACAUUUCUGGUGGCAUGGCAUCUAUAGCACUUUUAGUCAUUGUCAUUCCUACAAUUGAGAAGCGCUGGAGAAUUUCAAGAUUAGUACAUGAAAUAAUUAUAAAACUUUUAAGAAAAUUACGUGUUUGGAUGUCAAUCAUGUCAAUGAUCUUCUUUAGAACCUAAAUGCAUGAAUAAUAGUCCUGUAUUCUAAGAACUAUUAUAGGAAGUGCAAAGAAAGUUAAUGAAGUUGAAAAAAAAAGUCAGAGAAUUGAAUGAUACCAUGAGUGUUCAUGACAUCUCCACGUGAUACAAAAUUGCUCAUAAAGAUUUUUACUUCCUUCAUUAUUUUUGAUUAAUUGUCGUUUAAGGAAAACUUAGAAAUUAAUUAAAGUUGAAAUAAAAAUAUGCUAGAAAAGUGUUACAGUUAAAUAUAUUUUAUAAAAAAGUUUUUAAAAAAAAUGUGUUAUAAUUCAAUUUGCAAUAGCUAUAAAAAAAAAAUUGUACUCGUAGUCAUUAUAUUGAGCGAAUAUCAACUCUUCAAAUUUGUUCAAAAAAAA
Molecule: messenger RNA, 2688 nt
Organism: Chenopodium quinoa (quinoa)
Lineage: Eukaryota; Viridiplantae; Streptophyta; Magnoliopsida; Caryophyllales; Amaranthaceae
Product: glutamate receptor 2.5-like
Exons: 5
Coding region: 1-2037 (678 amino acids)
Cellular component (GO): plasma membrane
Molecular function (GO): signaling receptor activity; ligand-gated monoatomic ion channel activity
Source: RefSeq, a predicted model, not a curated record